AUGUCGACAGGCUCCCUUCUGGGCAAAAUCGCCGUCAUCACCGGCGGGUCGAAAGGCAUCGGCGCGGCGACGGCCCAAGCGCUGGUGGCGCUCGGCGCGAAGGUGGUGAUCAACUACAGCCGCGACGGGUCUGCGGCUGAGCACCUGGUGCAGAAGGUGUUGGGCGCGGACAACGCACACGCAGUGCAAGCGGACGCCGGGAGCAUCCAGGGGAUCGAGAGCCUGGUGGCGGCGACGGUGGCCAAGUACGGCAAGAUCGACAUAUUGAUUCCCAACGCGGGAAUCCUGCCGAUGCGCGACGUCGAGAACACCACCGAGGCCGACUUCGACCAGGCCUUCAACCUGAACGUCAAGGGGCCAUUUUUCCUGGUCCAGAAGGCCCUGCCGCACAUGGCGCGCGGGAGCACUGUCGUGCUGAUCUCCACCACGCAGAACCACGCCUCUACGGUCAACGGCCCGUACACGCUGUACUGUGCCACCAAGGGCGCCGUCGAGCAGCUCGUCCGCACCAUGUCCAAGGAUCUGCUGGCCAAGAAGGGAAUCUCCGUCAACGCCGUCGCCCCCGGCCCCACCGGUACCGAGCUAUUCUACCAGGGCAAGAGUGAGCAGCUGUUGAAGAUGAUCGCGAGCUUCAACCCGAACAAUCGCAUCGGUACGCCCGAGGAGGUUGCCGCAGCCAUUGCUUUCCUUUCUGGGGACGGCGCCAAGUGGAUCAGUGGCCAGACCAUUCGGGUCAAUGGAGGUCAGGCAUAA
Molecule: messenger RNA, 753 nt
Organism: Capronia coronata CBS 617.96
Lineage: Eukaryota; Fungi; Ascomycota; Eurotiomycetes; Chaetothyriales; Herpotrichiellaceae
Product: 3-oxoacyl-[acyl-carrier protein] reductase
Exons: 1
Coding region: 1-753 (250 amino acids)
Source: RefSeq, a predicted model, not a curated record